UCAACGUAAAAAAAUUUUAUUUUACUUGAGCAAAUAAUAUAAAAGUCUUGAAACAGUUAGAUAUAAUCGUAUUAUCGUAUAUUAAAUUAUCUUCGGCAAGCAAUUUUGCAACAAGAUAUAUACUGUUACUGAAGCAAAUAUUGACCUUUCCCCUUCUGUAGGCCACCCAACAAGAGACAAGAGAUAUCGCAGUAUCAUUUGCGACUUUUAUAUAUUCGUGAUAUUUAGCCAAUAUUUAGCGCCAUCUACCGAUCAGGGGACAAACUUUUACAGAUUUAAUUCACUAUAUGUCAGUUUGGAGUCUCCAUGUCCCCCAUCUCUUGACACCUGUUAACAUGAUUUGUGGUUGUGGAAGAGCUUCUCUUCAUCUUUUGUAUGUAAAGAGAAGAUUUUAAUUCACAUAUGCUCCCUCUUUCUACAAAAAGAAAAUGUAUAUUAAAUACAGUGAGGAACAAAUCUAAAAAAAUCUUAUAAUUGACAAUACAAAAUGCGAAAAGAGGUUAAUUCACAGUGCUUUAAUUGUCAAUGUUAAAAAAAAAGAAUGAUAUAAUGUAAAGAUUAAGUAUCCAAGACAAAAGAAGUUAAAGAAGAAAAAAUCUACCCUGGAAUUUGGGUCGAUUUUUAUAUUAACGACAGUUAUAUCUUGUAAAAAAAUUGUAACUAACGUUUUGCAUGAUGGAAGAUUCUGCAAAAUGUGAAGAUAUUGAAUCUAGUAAUAUCACUCCUGUAUGUUCUCAAGUAAACCAAACAGAUUCCGAAACCAGAUCUUUAAUAGAUAAUAAAAAUACACAAGUUCGUGUUGUUCGAGGUACUAAAAGGUUCAAAAUUGACAAUGAACUUAACAAUAUCGAAAAAAAGGAUGCAAAAGAUGAAGAAACAACAGAAGUUAAAGUAAAAUCUCUUAAACGUUCUUGUGAAUUAUGGUCUAUGGAAGAUAAAAAUAUUUUUAAAGCACUCAAUGAAUAUGGUAAAGAUUUUGAUGCACUGCAAAGUUACUUUUUAAAUCAAGGCAAGAAGCGUGGUCUUUCAGAUGCCAUGAUAAAAAAUAAGGAGCAAAUUCGACAUUUUUAUUAUAGAACAUGGCUAAAAAUAUCAAAACAUCUUAAAUUUUCUGAAGAUGUUAAGAAAACAUCCCAGGAAUUAUAUGGACUAAUAAAUUAUGGUGAACUCAGAAGAAAAUUACCUCGUAUUCAUGAAAAGGUUCAUUUAAGAUUGAAUGAAUUAGUAUAUUGGGGAUCUACACAAGUCAGACUUAGAGGAAAAACUAUGAGAAUUAAAACACCAAUAUGUAGAGCGCUUAGAAAGUUAAAUCAAUUAGAAGAUUGGCAAGAGGAGAUUAAAUUACCAUCUAGAAUAACAAUAGAACUGCGACCACGUAACAAUAUAGCUUGGUGGCAAGUACAAGCAGCAUCCAUGAAUCCAAGAGUUCGGACGCUUCUUCCCAUACAGAGACGUCUCUCAAGUUUAUUAAUAUUUUUGCAACAGCGAUGGCGACUUGCAAAAUAUACCACAUGUUCCACUGUAGAAAAUCUCGUUACUAAUGAUAUAAAAGAUACUUGUUUAUUGCGAGUUGCUCCAUCAGAAGGAUGUAAAAUUGCUCUACCAAUGGUUAAUCUUGGAGAAUAUCUCACUAGCAAUAGUGUCAGUUUCAAUUCAUACGAAAAGCGUCUUGGUCUGAAAAGCUCAAAGGAAGAUUUGUUGGGCUCUAUGCAAUGUUUAAAAGGAGUAGGAAAAAAAGGCAUUAAACGAUAUAAAUUGGAUAAAAAGGUCUCAAAUCGUACCGAUGAAAAUUGUACACUGCCAGAUAUUAGUAGCGACGUAGAUCUUUUAGAAACCGGAAGUAAUAUAUCUGAGAAACCAGCGAUUAUAAAUAAUACAGAAAAAUCAUCAUCUGAACAUCAUUCAGAACCUGACAGAUUUCCUGGUAGAGAAACUAUUGAAAGAAUUCGAAAAGGUUGGAAUGUUGAAGAAGCGAAUACAAUUACUGUGGGCGAUCUCUUUUUAAUGUUUGGUCGUGAAUCGAAGAUUAUACUCGAAUAUUGGUGGGAUUUGCUACCCAAUGAGCAAUAUACAACUGACUCAGCGUCACCAAAUAUUAUGCGUGAUAAUAAUUUAUGUUUGGUUUUACAAAAAUUAUUGUCACUGGCAAAACAUAAUUACGGUACAAAUAAAGUAUAUGACAACACAUCGGGAAGCAACGAAACAGUAAUUUCAUCCCGAGUUCCAUCUAUUAAAGAAUCUACGUUUAGAAGACCUCUUAUUCCGCAAACAUAUCACAAGAUUGGUACAGCUGAUGCAUUUAAGACGCAACUUGACAAAUUUAAAACACGUUUUUGUAAACGAGGUAGAACAGUGAGACAGAAAAGUCUUGUUGUACAAAGAGUAUUGCCUAUUGUGUCUGCGCCAAAUAUGCCAUCAGAAAAUUUAACAACUGAUGCAAAUGGAUCUUCCGUAUGUCAAAUGCAAACUGAUAAAACAGCAAUAAAUGCAAACGAGACUCAGGAAAAAAUCUUUUUGGAUGCUCUGGAGACAAGCGGGGACGCAAAGAAUUCCAAUUCAAUUAUUACUAGUGCUACUCAAAUUCUUAAGGAAGGCGAGCAUCAGUGGUUAAAUAGUGAGGUUGCGGAUUUUUCAUUAAGUAGUUUCUUAGGACAGCUUGAAUCACCUAUGAAAGUUUCGCAAAGAAGUCAAGCGGGUGAACAGAUUAUGGAAGAUACUCGUCCUUCUUCUGAUGUUGUAUCUCAUAUGCAAUGUCUUAUGGGAGAAAACAGUGUGGAUUAUAUGGCAAAAUUUGCAAAUCUGGCAUCGCAAUUAGCUUCUGACGAAAAUAAAAAAUAGGUAAA
Messenger RNA from Pogonomyrmex barbatus (red harvester ant), 2843 nucleotides. It is a transcript of the gene crm, whose product is annotated as cramped chromatin regulator. Gene Ontology annotation, molecular function: chromatin binding. Gene Ontology annotation, biological process: pattern specification process. The record is from RefSeq and is a predicted model, not a curated record. NCBI's taxonomy places the organism in Eukaryota, Metazoa, Arthropoda, Insecta, Hymenoptera, Formicidae. Gene Ontology annotation, cellular component: nucleus.